Messenger RNA from Dovyalis caffra, 1449 nucleotides. NCBI's taxonomy places the organism in Eukaryota, Viridiplantae, Streptophyta, Magnoliopsida, Malpighiales, Salicaceae. The record is from the annotation of a GenBank genome assembly.
AUGGGAAAAACCGAAGAGGCAGAUCCUCAAAGCCUGCAAAAAUACGGCGUUCCUUUAUUCUCUGCUGCUUGGCUUCCUUACAAAGAAGUCAGAUCCAACCUUCAAUCCCAUCACGAUGACGUCGAUUCCUCUGAACAACAGGAACAGGAGAAGGAGGAGACCCCCGAGGCCUCUUCUUCUUCCUAUGAAUACUACGUCGUUUUGGCCGGCGGUGGUGGUGAAGGGAGCAGCGGCAUUCCCAACGCCGUCCUUCUCUCCCGUUUCGAUUUCUCCUCCAAUUCCCUUUCUUCUCAGCCCAUAGCUAAGCUUGGUUUCGGUUCUGAUGUACCCUAUAGAAUGGUAAUUAUCCCCGGUGGAGAUGGACUCAUCUGUGCAUUCCCCAAUAGUUGCCGGUUUUUUGAGUGGCAUGAAGUCAAGGACAAUGAAGACCAAAAAUUGGGUGUUAAACUGUCUGACAAAGUACUGACACAAUUAGAAGAUGUUGGACAGCAAUUAGCAUUGGCCUUUAACAAUGACAGCUCUGUACUUGCUGCAGGGGGCGAGGAUGGCAAUUUAAGGGUUUUCAAGUGGCCUAGCAUGGAAAUUAUUCUCAAUGAGGCUCAAGCCCAUGCAUCUCUGAAGGACUUGUGUUUCAGUCCUGAUGGAAAAUUUCUUGUUUCACUGGGAAAGCGUGACCUCGGUAGAGUCUGGGAUGUAACUUCAUCGACGGCUGUAGCCACUUUAUCAAAGGAAAACGAUGAGAUUUUUGCCUUGUGCAGAUUUUCUCAAAGUAGUGAUCAGACUCAGAUUCUCUAUAUUGCUGCAAUAACAGACAAAGGUGCAAGUAUUGUGACGUGGAACACAAGCUCAUGGAAUAGAGUGAGCUCAAAGCCCGUAGCCCGUGAGCCAGUUUCUUCCUUCAAUGUCUCACCUGAUGGAAAGCUUCUUGCAAUGUACAUCAUCUUCACUGUUACUUUGAGAGGUUUGACUCAAGGAGAUGUGCUACUUAUAAAUUCGACCAACAUGCGUGUUCACACAAUGAUUAGGAAAGCACAUCUUGGCAUAGUAACAGCGUUGGCGUUCUCUCAUGAUUCAAGGGCUUUGGUCUCUGCAUCUAUGGACUCAAGUGCAAGGGUGACACUAGUGGAGGACAACAAAAGUGGUAUGUACAUUGAGAUUCAGAUUUUUCUUCCUGUCAUUGGUAGCUCUGCAAUGGUUGGACAUAGACCUGGUAACUCAUGGACAGUGAACUCAGAAAGUAAAGUGCACACUGCCAAAUAUGAGGAUACUUUCGGUGAUGACUUUUACAUGCUAGAACCAUUGUCUCUCAUUUCUCAUUGCAAGGAACUUUCUUUUCUUUCUUGUUUAGCUGCUGGAGGAUCAAGGUUGCGGAUCAUUAUAUUCAUCAUUAUGCUUGCAAUUGCUGCAUAUUUCUUGAAGAAUCAAGGAGCUCUUCCUUUUCCUGGCUAG